AUGUCCUGCGGCGACCUCUUCCUCGGCCUCAUCGCCAUCUUAUUCCCUCCUAUUGCAGUAUGGAUCAAAUCGGGCCUCUGUUCCGUCGACUCCCUGAUCAACAUCCUCCUCUGCAUGUUGGGCUAUCUCCCGGGCCUCCUGCACGCGUGGUACAUCAUCGCCCGCCACCCCGAGCGCGACUACGACUAUGAAGUGCUACCUGACGCGGAACGCCAAGGCGGCCAGCACGGCGGACGAGUCACAUAUUAUUAUAUUCGGCAUGAACCACGACGAGAUUACGGCACGCAAGGGCAAGGCCAGGGCCAGGCACACAAUCGACCUGCUCCGCCUCCGCCGAGUGGCCAGGGGAGCAAUCGACCACCUCCACCGCCCCCGGCGAGCAACGGCAGCCAGAGUCAAGGCCCGCACGUGCCUGAGGGCCCGAGCGUCGGCGCAGGAAGUGACGAGCCUGGCGCGCCGCCGAGCUAUUCAGAGGUUGUGAGGGGGGAUAAUAAGAUCCAGACACAGGAUUAA
This is a messenger RNA of Cladophialophora carrionii CBS 160.54, 513 nucleotides long. RefSeq lists its product as uncharacterized. Lineage: Eukaryota; Fungi; Ascomycota; Eurotiomycetes; Chaetothyriales; Herpotrichiellaceae. Gene Ontology annotation, molecular function: ubiquitin protein ligase binding. Gene Ontology annotation, cellular component: fungal-type vacuole lumen; fungal-type vacuole membrane. The record is from RefSeq and is a predicted model, not a curated record. Gene Ontology annotation, biological process: endosome transport via multivesicular body sorting pathway. The coding region runs from base 1 to 513 and encodes 170 amino acids. The transcript has 2 exons.